This is a messenger RNA of Pecten maximus, 3730 nucleotides long. Its product is annotated as UDP-GlcNAc:betaGal beta-1,3-N-acetylglucosaminyltransferase 9-like. The transcript is spliced from 2 exons. NCBI's taxonomy places the organism in Eukaryota, Metazoa, Mollusca, Bivalvia, Pectinida, Pectinidae. The record is from RefSeq and is a predicted model, not a curated record. Gene Ontology annotation, cellular component: membrane. Gene Ontology annotation, molecular function: hexosyltransferase activity. Bases 1058 to 2623 code for a protein of 521 amino acids.
CGGCCCUGGUGUCUAGGGGGAUAUAAACAUCUAAGGUCAAAAGAGAAAGGCCCUGGUGUCUAGGGGGACAACAUCAGUCAGGGUCAAAUAAGGAUGGGUGUUCUAGUGGACAACAUCAACCAGAGUCAUAUGAGGACGAAUGUUUAGUGGGACAACAUCAGACAGGAUUAUAUAACAGAGCAGAUUUAAUUGUUCAUUUAGCUAUGGUACUGGACAGCUGACGGAUCUACUCGGAGAUAAAGAUCAUGUGACGUAGGCAGUCCCAGGCAGUGACACUGAUACCACACUAAGAGGUCAGUGAAGUGAUAAUACUACAACAGGACAGGAUGUUUAACGUCCCCAAACUUUAUCAGCUCGUCCCCAAACUUUAUCAGCUCGUGAAUAUCUGAUAACGGUGGAAUUAAUACAGAAUUUCUACAAACUUAGAUGUUUAUAUCAAUGGAGAGACCAUUAAGUUAAUGAAACCAUUCCUAGGGAGGCAGCAGUAUAAACAGAUCAGAUGAAAAAUGGACUUCAAAUAAAUCGUGAAACUGUGGUAUUAUAAUGAAGAAGCAACAUUUCACUCAAACUACUUAUCAUUACAAAGACGGGAUGGAAAAUAAACAAAAUCCGCGCCCAUAAAAAUAAGAAUUCAUAGCCGUUCUUGUGAAUAACCGAAAGGAUUAUUAUAGGAUGUAAUACGUUGAACUUUUUAACUUUUAUUUAUUCAAACAUUCCAGACAGUGGUCAACCUUACACAGUAUUGUUCAUGGUUGAGGGAUCCAGUGAACAGUCUCAAAGGAAAACCAUCAGAUCAUGUGAUUUGUCCUCUAUGGCUUUGGUAUAGGUCACUGUUUUAGUGUAUGACUCACACAUCAAAUACUUGUUAUCUUAAUCCCACCUAUCUACAGGGAAGAAAUAUGUCUACAACAAAAUUAUCCAAAAUUUAUUCUUGAUAUGAAAACAUUUUUAUCCAAUGAAUGGAAACAUUAUCCAAUGAAAUCCACAUCCAAAUUGUUAUAACUUUUUAUUUUUGUAAAAAUUUUAUUUAAAUUUUGAAUUGGCUACGAAGACAGUUAUGUCUAGACUAAAGAUACGUCUGUUAUAUUUAUUACUGAUUUCUAUGUCAAUAUUUACAUUGUUGUUUUUUAUAAUGCCAUCAACUGUAACAAAUUAUUCAAAUUCCAACAAACAAAAAGCAUGGCGCAAUGAUACUAAUUUCGGAAGACUUUUCGGACAAGAAACAGUGCAUGUUCAAAGAAAUGGAACAAAGGAAGGAACUCAUUUAACACAGGAUGUGAAAAUGGUGUCAGCACAUGCAGAAGAAAAGAAGAAAGUUGAAAUGGACAAGGACAUGCUUAAUCGAAUUGAGUCUCUUUUGCAGGAUAUCAAACAGGAACUUAAUGAAAAAGAAAUAAAUCAUGAAACCAAACCAGUAAGGAACCAGAGGUCAGAAAAGGAAGAUAAUGUUAUUCCAAAAGUGACAGGUCAAAGUUCAAAGGGUGGCGAUAACCUUGUUCCAAAGGUUACAGGUCAAAGGUCAAAAGACCAAAGAAAUAAAAUUUCUCCUGUACUCAGUCAGACUAAUAAUAUACCAUCAGAUGAUCAGAAAAAUCAGACUGUUCUGCACAAAGAUAUUUUAGGAAAUCUUCAGAGUGUUUUAAAUAAGAUAUCCCAUAGGAAUAAGCCGGAAAGUUUGGGGCAAAUGGACAAACUUCCCAACCCUGAGAAACAUUCCGACAAAACUCCUCAAAACACUCCAAGUGAUCAUUCAGAAAGACCUAAGGUAUGUGACUCUUGCUUCAAAAAUGAUUUCAAGUAUCUUAUCAACCCAGAAUCAAUGUGCAAACAUUCAGGAGAUUUGGAUUUAUUAAUUGCCGUUUCUUCAUCACCUACAAAUCAAGAAGCACGUAAAGUCAUCCGGCAAACAUGGGCAUCCACUUCAUUGAUGGAGUCCGUGAACAUGAAAUGUGUUUUUUUCAUAGGAAGUAUUGAGGAUCCCCAGACACAGGAGCAGCUACAAGCUGAGAGUGAGCGUUACCAUGAUAUAGUACAGUUACAAUUCAAGGAUUCUUAUUCCAACCUAACCUAUAAAACUCUAUCUGAGCUUCGCUGGGUCUCGGAAUUCUGCAGAAAUACAAAAUAUAUGAUGAAAACAGAUGGUGAUAUGUUUGUAAACACUUUAAUUUUACCAAAUAUUCUGAAAGGAGCUCCGAAAACAAACUUUAUCGGUGGCCAUUGCUGGGGACGAUCCUUGCCCCACAGGGAGAAAAGUUCAAAAUGGUUUGUAUCUUACAAGAGCUACACACAUUCUUCAUUUCCACCGAUGUGUUCGGGAACUGGAUACAUAAUGAGUAUCGAUUUUGUGCUUCAAAUUCUACAAGUAUCGAAAAACAUUCCAUUUUUUCAUCUUGAGGAUGUAUUCAUAGCAUUGUGUACGAAAAAACUAAACGUUCAGCCAGUCUAUAUCGAUGGAUUCUUUCACAUGCGUGCAAGUUUUGACGAGUGUAGCUAUCGAUACAGAAUCGUGACUUCUCAUGAAAUACCUCCCAGCCUACUACAAACAUACUGGGAAAGGAUGCAGAAAUGUUCACGGAAAAUGGAAGAAAUGCAUUAUCAGACCAAACCGUUAUAUAUCCCUUAAAAUCUAAAUCAAAAUUUAAAUUUAACCAUUUAUGUCUCCAUAUUUUUUUCUUAAAUAAAACUUUUGAAAAAAGACUAUAUUUUUUUAAUUAAAAAAACUUUGCUCAGUGUUAUAUUUUCCUUUUUUAAAACAAUAGGACAUUUACAGCCUAUGCGGAUUUUCUGAAAUUUAACAUUUUUGUUGAUCUACUGAUUUCCAGAGUACAAACAGUGUUGUCUCUCUGUCAAUUAGACCUUGUAAUUAUGUUAAGUGUCAUGCAUAUCUAAAUUUACAUUUUCUAUUUUGUAAAUGUCCUUCACUUUUUUAAAUGAUUACAGUUUGAAUAUUAUCUGAAUCCUGUUUAAACCUUCCUAUUUAUGAGAAAAAUAUUUAAACAACAAACAAUGGAUUACUUAUAUAAUAUACAUGUAAAUCCGCAAAUAACACCCUGCCUGCAAAUAAUUAUAUAAAUAAACUUCUCCAUUUUUUGCAUAAUCAUCUUUUUUUUCUUUUUUCUUUUUUAAUAAGCUAAAGUCUUUCAGCUUCACAAAAAAAACCUCUCCAAACUUUAAAUCUCAAUUUUACAAAAGGGGAGGGGUCUCAUUUGUGAAUAAAUUUGGCAUACCAUUUAACUUGUCAUAUAGGUAUCGUACCUCACCUUUAUUUCAUUUGAAAUCUUUCAUUUGUUUUUUCUUUAAUUUUACGAAAUAUUUGGCAAGUAUGUUAAGUGCUUCAUAAAUUCAUAUCUGAAAUGAAACAAACUUAAGAUCCUGUUUAAAUUAUCUCAGUAUAAUUAUGACGUUUUAGUAGAUCUCAGUAUAAUUAUGACGUUUUAGUAGAUCUCAGUAUAAUUAUGACGUUUUAGUAGAUCUCAGUAUAAUUAUGACGUUUUAGUAGAUCUCAGUAUAAUUAUGACGUUUUAGUAGACAUGUAGAAUGCGUGAAUAUGAAGUUGAACCUACAAUGAGAACGAGGUAUUUUAUGAUAUUUAUUAAAUUUGAAAUUGUCCAGGAAGUGCCUUGCCAGCUGUUGUUGAUGUGAAAAACAAAAUAAAAUGGCUGCCAUUUUGAUUUCUGUAUAGGUUAUCCGCAAAUAAGCCCCCUUCUUCAAUUUUUUUCGCAGAAUAGGG